AUGUUAAUAAGUACCUCCUUACACCACUUGACUAAGGAUAGGGAAUAGAGGGAUUAUCAUUAAAAUCUACAAAAAAGGUACAUCAGGAAUAUAUUUGAAUGUAGAACAAAUUAAGAGUUGAUGGGAGGAUAAACCAAUCCAUAAAAUUGUUAAUUGAAACCUUCUUUUUAUCAAGUGUUCCCUCAUUAACCAAAUGACUUGCAAAGUAACGAUGAAAUGAAGGUGCCCACUCUUACCAAUGUUGCUUCCUAUAAGAACAAUGAUUAACAGAUCAAUAUAGAAGGAUCAAAGAAGGUUAUGUCUGUUCAAGAAGAUAAUUCAUUGCUAUCCCCUUCUGUAAUAAUAAUGAUGAAAUCUCAUUUGUUGUCAGAGACGAAGAAACCAAGUUAUGACAAUGGAAGGUUGAGAGUGAUCUUAACCCAAAUUAAGCAGCGAUUGUUAAAUUCAAUUCAUUUUUCAAAAUACAAUGAUCCUCUUGUAACUCAUGAAUUUAAGGAAGGUACUAAAAAUAGAAUAAUUAAAUUAGUGUCUCCGUUUUACUAUUAUUAUUUCACCUUGUUCAUGUUUAUGACUACAUUUAUCUCCAACUUCUUUGCAAUUACUCUCAUACCAUUGCACAAGGUGUUUCAUCUUUAGGGAUCGGUUUCUCAGAUAUUCUAUUAUUUCAAGAUUUUUGCAAUUUUAUUAGACUUAUAUUUUUAAAGAGGCCCUUACAAAUUAUUUAGAGGAAAAAUUACUUAAAAUUAUAAGAAUUAAAAUAAAGUGUUUUUGGAUUUAUUUAGGCUAAUUAUAUUAUUAAUUAAUUAUAAUUUAAAUUUGGAGAGUCGACUUUUAACUAUUUUAUUGAUAGUGAUCUUGAUCCUGGUGGAAAUGAUCCGAAUAGCAGAACCAUUUGAGAAUUUAUACAUAUCAACCCAAUACAUAGUGAUGAUAAUAUAAUUGUGGGCCUCCAUAAUUGUGAGUCUGACUUGCGCAUUGAAGAGUAUUAAUAUCAUUUAAAUAAGAGUAUUUGACCAUGACGAUGAUCAAUCCUUGUCCUUAUAUAUAAGUUACUCAAUUUCCCUCUUAACCCAUAAUGGAAACAUUUGUAAAUAUACAAACUAAUUUAGCAUUAACUUUGAAUGAGGAUAAUCACAUAGUAGUUUCAGUGUUUUCGUUGAUAUGCUACUUUUGUUAUGUUUAUACAUUAGUUCUAUUAUGGAUUUGGAUAAAACCCAAUAUAGAGAUCCAAGAAGAGAAGCAAAAGUUGCUUAAGGGAUUUAUUGAACAUUUCUAGGAGAAGUGCAAGGAUUAAGAUUUGUUGAGAAGAUGUUACUCUUACUUAGAUUAUAGGAUUGAUGUAAGAUUUAAAUGAAGAAUAGAUAGGAAGAUUUAGGUAGAGCGAAGGAGUAAUUAAUGAAAAAGCUGAGUCCUCCUUUGUAGGAUGAGAUUGAUCUGGCAUUAAGAACCAAGAUGAUAGAAAGGAUAGAAUUAAUGAACAAGUUUUCUCCUCAGUUCAAAUAACAAUUAUUGUACAUGAUUGAGUAGGUGACAUUCAAUCCAGAAGACAAUGUUUUAAUAGUAGGAUAUAUUGAAAUAUAAUUAGGAACAUUAGGCUGAGGAUUUGAGUUUGUAUUAUAUUUUGAAAGGAGAAGUAAAGGUGUAAUUUCAAGGUUCUUCUUUAGCAAAUAAUAAAAGAUCUGUGACAAAACUUGUAGAGGGCUAGGCAUUUGGAUAGCAUUCGUUUAUUUCUGGAAUACCUUCUAAUAUCAGUAUUUUUAGUUGUGGAGUUACAACUCUGUUGAAAUUGAAGAGGUCGGAUUUUAUUGAGAUAUUAUCGCAUUAUCCAAAAGAUAAUGAGAGAUUCAGUAUGAUGAGAGAUAAUUCCCUCUAUAAUCAAUCCUUAUUCGAUUGUUAUUACUGCAGAAUUCAAGGCGAAUACAUUGUAGAAUGCAGACAUUUACAAUAUUUCCCUUAAAGACAAAAUGUGCUUGAGAGAUAUUUAUACAGUCGCAAAUAACAUCGUAAACCUAUAGUAAGAAAACAAAAAAGAUAUUUGACUUUAAGAAAUCUUAAUCGUAAUUAAGAGAGAUUGAGAUCUAUAAUUAACCACAAGCAAAGCCAAGAGGCCAUUUCCGAAGAGUUCCCAGAUUUUUCCUAACUUCCUUAUUCUGAGAGUAUAAUACAUACUUUUAUCUUAUAGAUCAAAUAAACUCAGCUAGUCAAUUGAGUAAUUCUAAUCCAUUCCAAAAGGCCAGUUAAGACAACUACAUAUCAGGUAGUAAUUUUAAUGGGGAUAGCAUUGAACAAUAGAAUAAUGAGGAAGAAGAGGCUGAUGAGGUGGGAAUAAUAAUCCCCAAAGUUUAAGCAAGGAGAAAGAGGGAAAACUCUCAUAAGACCAGUCAUAGAACUGCUGGUUUUAUGGGUAAUUUUGGGAAUGGCUCGGUGUUAGAUAAAGAUGAAAGAGAGAUCCUCCUUCAGUUACAAGAUGCAUCAAAUAAGGAUGCCAAGCAAUUUGUGCUUAAUUAAGCAAAUCGGAAUUCUCCGAACAUGCUCACCUUUCAAUAUUAGAAAGAUACAAGUCCUCAGAUUCAAUCAGAUUACUUAUUUUUGGAAUUAAAUUAAUAAUAGCAAGUUCAGGAACAUAAUUAAAAGGGUACUUUGGGACAAUUGACCAAUAGAUCCAGAACUUGCACGAAUUCAUUUUCGAGGGAUAUUUCAAACAAUCAAUCUUCAAAUUCAAGAUAAAAUAGGUCUCUGAAACAAUCAGGAUAAACAAGGGAUAAGGUUAGGAAAACAAAUAGUAUCAAUACACUUUCUGAUGACAACAAAUUGAGAUAAAAAAGUGGAACGAAAUAGAGCAAUCUUGGUUAGCAAUCUGUAUUUUAGGCCUUAGCAACUCCUGAGGUAUAUAUUUUAUUAUUGAAAUGUUAGAAUUAAGAGUUGAUUUUGAAUAAUGUGAUUUUUAACAAGUUCGAACGCAUGAUGAAAUUCAAGAUCUAUUAUCCUCACAAUAAUUUCGAUUGUGUUAUUGAAAGAUAUAAGAAUUAAUUUGAGAUGAGUAAUUUCAAAAUUAAAAAAUUUAAUUAUUGUGGGUACUCUUUAAAAUGCUUUGUUGCGUCUAAAAUCAAAAGAAUACAAAAAUUAAUUAGACGUUAGUGA
Molecule: messenger RNA, 3141 nt
Organism: Paramecium octaurelia
Lineage: Eukaryota; Ciliophora; Oligohymenophorea; Peniculida; Parameciidae
Source: the annotation of a GenBank genome assembly